GAAUGCUGGGUUGUUUACAUUACUGGCACACGGGUCAGGAGUGUGGUGAUGAGAGGGGCCUAGCCAGUGGAGACGAGACUAUCUGAAAACACGUACACACACACACAAAUCUCGACUGGCUCUACCACAGCAACCGACUCUCCCUCUUCCUCCGUGAAAACUUGUUUUUUUUAAACUCUCGGGAAACGGUGCCACGCAGGACGAGAGCUCCACUGAGUCAACUUUAUUAUUUUUUUAUUUUUUUGGAGAGACCUUGGAAAGAAAAGGGAAAGUCAAAACAAAGACAACCGCCAUAACCAUCAGAAGAAAGUCUCAACAGGAGGAGAUAGCAUAGCAACAGAAUCCCACUUCCUGAGGUGCAAAGGAUCAAGCGCCUAACACCAUGGAUAUGGACACGCAGCCUCAGGGACAGCAAGCAGCCGUGCCCGUCUUUCAACCCCAGAAACCAUUGCAACCAGAUAUGGGCCAUAACUCGCUUGCAAACUUCCAGAUUGAGAAGAAGAUUGGACGUGGACAGUUCAGUGAAGUGUGGCGGGCGAGGUACCUGUUAGACAACACGUCAGUGGCUCUGAAGAAAGUCCAGAUAUUCGACUUGAUGGAUGCCAAAGCUCGGCAAGAUUGCAUCAAAGAGAUAGAUCUCCUUAAGCAAUUGAACCACCCCAAUGUGAUAAAGUACCACGCGUCUUUUAUUGAGGACAAUGAGCUGAACAUAGUCCUGGAGCUGGCAGAUGCAGGGGACCUCUCACGUAUGAUCAAGCACUUUAAGAAGCAGAGGAGGCUCAUCCCGGAGAGAACAGUGUGGAAGUACUUUGUCCAGCUCUGCAGUGCACUUGAGCAUAUGCACUCCAGGAGAGUCAUGCACAGAGAUAUCAAGCCAGCCAAUGUAUUCAUCACAGCUACUGGAGUAGUGAAACUAGGAGACUUGGGACUGGGACGAUUCUUCAGCUCCAAAACAACCGCCGCUCACUCGCUAGUGGGUACUCCUUACUACAUGUCACCGGAGAGGAUACAUGAAAACGGAUACAACUUCAAAUCUGACAUCUGGUCGCUAGGAUGCCUGCUCUACGAGAUGGCAGCCUUACAGAGUCCGUUCUAUGGAGAUAAGAUGAAUCUUUAUUCCCUUUGUAAGAAGAUAGAACAGUGUGACUACCCCCCUCUUCCCUCAGAUCACUACUCAGAGGAGCUGAGGAACUUGGUAGAUAUGUGCAUCAACCCCGACCCGGAGAAGAGGCCGGACAUCACCUACGUGUACGACAUUGCCAAACACAUGCAGAACAUGACACAAGGCAGCUAAGCCUGGAGUUACACAAACUUUAGCUUGCAGAACUCCUUCCCCUCCCCCCUUUGCUUUAGAUGCCGGACUCAUACACAUCUAUCAGCUUUUAUACGAUAACUAACUCAUAAGUUAAGCCCCCUGUGUUAAGUAGAACCUGCUACAUAUUAGUAUUUCAAAGGUGAUGGUUCUGUGUAUAACAUGAUGUAGACACCAAACCUUACCUGCGCUAGGAUAAAGAUUUAAGAGAUGUUGCUUAGCUGUCUGACAGAACUCCCCUUUUUAGACUUAUAUAAUGUUACAUCGCUGAAAGUCAAUAUAUUGUAACUCACAUGUGGAUUUACAUUCAGACAUUCAAAUCGUUCUUUAGCAGCUGUGCUGAGCAGAUGCUACAUCGGACAUAAACUCUACAUAUACAUUUGUAUUAAAAAAAAAGUUAGGUGUUAGCCUUCUGGAAACAAUUAGUGCAGAUAUCCUCUAAAAUGACCUUGUAGGCUUUUGUUGGGUCUCAUGAGUAGGAAUAGGUUUUGUUAGUUUUGAUUGAUAUUGAUACUUUUAUGAAGACUUAACAAUCCAGGUCUUUAUUAAUAACACUAUGAAUACUUUUCUCUUACUAUGUUUCUCGCUAGAUGUUUUCUUGAUGUGACAUUUGAACACAUCAUUCUGACAUUUUAUUUACCUUUGCCUUAUAGUCAUUCCACUACAUAUACUAAUUAGUGAAAGAGUUUACUGUAUGGGUGUAGAAAAUUACAGAACCGACCUGAAAGUCUCCAUGAAACAGAACAAAAUGAUCAAACAUCUGAGUGCACGGUGAGUCAUCAGAAAUGUGAAAUGUUUUAUAGGAAGAGAAAUUACAUCAAAUUUAAUGUAAAAAUACUCAGAUAAUGCUUUAAUGAAAUAUAUUAUGCAGAUAAUGUCAGAUAAAUUAGCAUUUAACACAGGAACCAUUGAGGAUUAAAACCAUUUCAUGGGGACUUAAACAGAACAGGGCUUUGAUCCUCAUCCCUGCUCAUGAGACCUCUGGACAGCAAGUGACACAAAAAAAAAAGCCUGAAAACUUUGAGCACAACAGUGAAGUUCAAGUAAAGAGACUUUCACUCAAUGGCAGAAAGAACGGAGAGAUAUAAUAGAGUGUUUGAUGGUUGAAGCCUCGUUGUGUUGCACUUUUGACCCUGGUACUGGAAGUCUGGCAGGGUGUUAAUGUCUAAUGAAUGUAUAAGGAAAGGAAGGAUCAUUUCAAGGGUAAACUGGAGACGUGCACGGGGGAGAACAUGGGCAACUGUCUCCAGAACACUUUGAAUGUUAGUCAUUUUGACAUCUAUGUAUUGUUUUUAAAAAUUUAGAAUUACUCUUUUUUUUUUUUUUUGACAGCCUCGAAGAAGUAGAAGCUGAAACUAAAUGUCACUGACAUGUAAUUGUUCCUCCUUUGCUUGACUUCUUAUUAUUACAUAUUCUGAGUUUUUUUAUUUUAUUUUAAGGAAUCUAAAAAAUACAGUGAGAGGAAAAUCUAAAAAAAAAAAAAAUCUUCACAUCGUUGUCCAGUGGAUGCUUUCGACCCACCAGAGGGGGUACAAAGUGUGGUUAUUGUUAAAGUUGCUGUGUGAGUUUGCAGUCGAAUUGUCUUCUUAAGCAACAAAUAAUGUUGGAGAGAAAUCAGGGUCUACCCUUAGGUAACCGUCCGCUUCACAAAUAAAAUCACAGCGUAACUACCUAAUUUUUGUCCUCAGCUGAGAAACCAAAGACACAAAAAGAGAAUUUAAUGUAGGAGUUUUCUUUUUUUUUUUAGUUUAACAAAGAAAAAAUAAUAUGCAACAGCAAAGGAAUGUUGUCAUGUUGUUUUGCUGUAGAUAGCGAGUUCCUGUAGUUUUGAGUCUGUAGUGGCCUUAUAUUCAUUUGGCAGAAGUCAGCAGUGGAUGAAACUAAAGUAUAUAAACAUAUAAACAAAAUAUGUUGUUUUUACUGUUAAUAGGUUUACACCGGGGGGCUCUCAAAUGACCAGCACUGACUCCCAUUGGUUUACAUGAUUACAAUGAUAUCACCUGGGAGGUUAAACACGCUGUGUUUCAGAGCAUUAUGACUUAUCUUUUUAAAUGAUCAAAUACAGUGUUAACUGUUCAAUCAAAAUAUUGGACAAGCAGACCCAUUCUUCUUUUUAUAUUAACAUUUAAUUACAUCUUCUAUAUAAAAAAGUCAAAGCAAGACAAUGUAAGUUAUUUUGUUUUGUUAAACAGAAUAUGUCGACAUUGUGUUAAUAUACAGUUACUUGUCUGAGACUUGCAAAUACAUUGUUUGCAAAUGUGCACCUUCUUCUUGUUGUUCAUUUUACAAAGCCUUUAUUUUACCUUUUUUUUUUUCUAUUUCAGUAGUCGUGCUUUCUUUCCAUCCUCCUCUCCCACAGUUCUGUUUUGUCUUGAAUCUUUGUCUCUCUAUUUCGUGCAACUUGCAAACUAUUUUGUGAAAACUCUGCUCGUAUGUUACAUAUGUAUCUGUCAUAAGACCAAAGAUCCAUUUCAGAUUUAGUAAAAAGGUUUCAGAACACGUGAUGGCUGUUAAUUGGCUUUAAGUGUAUCGUAGAUGUCAAGUCUGCUUUUUUAAAAACAAUAUUUAUAAGGUGUUUUCAUCCUUCCCCUUGUUAUGAACGUUGAAUAUGCAGUACAAAGUCAUGUUGCAUUGCCUCAAAUGAUAUCCCUUUAAUAAUGGUUAAAGCUUCUCUUUAUGUACACAAACUUUUUUCCCACUUUUUUUUUUUUGAAACCCUCAAAAGGAGACGAAUUGCAAAGUCACUUUAAUAAUCAUGGAACAUUGUUGAUGGGGAGAACUUUUGGUCUUUCUAUAACUUCCGUUGACUCAGUUUACAUUUCCACAGGCUCUCUGUCCAUGCAAUGGAUCACCCCAGGGGGUGUUCAAAAAAUAUGAUAUUUAAAUGGAUGUUUUAGGAUUUGGUUUUUUGGUUCUCUUUUUUUUUUUUUUUUUUUUUUUUACAUUUCAUGUCAAAUUGAAGACCCUCCUCACAAAGGCAUUGUAUGGGAAGUAUUGUAAUAAAGCUUUCAGUUUUUGUUUGGACUUUAAA
Molecule: messenger RNA, 4343 nt
Organism: Labrus bergylta (ballan wrasse)
Lineage: Eukaryota; Metazoa; Chordata; Actinopteri; Labriformes; Labridae
Gene: nek7
Product: NIMA-related kinase 7
Biological process (GO): peptidyl-serine phosphorylation
Cellular component (GO): nucleus
Molecular function (GO): protein serine/threonine kinase activity; ATP binding
Source: RefSeq, a predicted model, not a curated record